GGCUGAUGCAAACACUCUUUCAUCAAUUCAUGAGAUGCUUGGAUUUUGAAUGGGGAAUUGAGACGGAUUUCUUUCUUUUUGCUACAACAUUGUAUACCUGGAUGUUGAGCUAGACUCACUCUGGCAAGGGGUGACGAGGAGCAAACAUCAACAGAGAUCUGGGUAUAGGUGCACGCCUUCUUUAUUAAUUAUCCAAUCAACGAUCAACUGGCGUACACACCUUCAAGGUUGGUGGAAACUGGUACCAGUGUACCUAGACGACACGACCCGGCACACGACGUGGCAUACUUUCAUGUGACGUGCUCAUCAUUCUGAAUCAACACUCUGAAUCCAAUCACAUCUACGAUUGGAACCUCAUUAAUCAUACAAGACUGAUCUCAAACGAGCUCGACGGGCACAUCAUUGUUGUUGGUCGGUCUGCAUGCAUCCGUCGCUUGAUUUUCACAAGAUGCAGCGUUAGUACGUACUUUAGUCAUUGCAUCUUGAUCUGUAGUAUUUCUGGCUGACUACUAGAACUGAACUUCAUGGAACUACAACAAUAAACUUUCAUUUUUCAUCUAUUUGUUCGUGUAAUUACUCUGGGACAAAGUAGGAUCAAGGCUGUGUUUUUAGUUUAAAGUAACAUAACAGCACCAAGUCCAAGUUGAAGAAAUCGUUCGCUGGAAAGCAGGGCUUCCUUCCGAUCUGGUACCAUGGCCACUCAAUCUGAGCUUGCACAGAUUCAACACAUCCUAGGCAAGCGUCGAAACUUGGAUCCAAACCCAUUGGAUCUGAGCUCAAGAAAGAAGUCCAGGGAAUACCUAGAUAGUCAUAAAGAUGUGGAAAAGCGUCGCAGAGACCGCAUCAAUACAUGUCUUGAUACUAUCCGCUCUCUUGUCCCACUGUGCCAUCAGCUACCAAGGCAUAGACGAGUUGACAAGGCUGAUCUUCUAGAUCUAGCCAUCAUCUAUCUGCGCAUGGUCAACCAAUUCCUCGAGAAACUGGGCAUCAAUGACAUCUUUUCCGCAGCACAUCAGCAGCUCUCCCUCUUCACUUCUCUUGAGAAGUGGGUGAGGGAUCACGGAGAAAAGAGCCAGGAUGUUCCAAGCUUUACAAAAGAGAUACUAGCUUUCUUGGAAGGUGAAGUAGAGACGGCCUCUCAUGUAAUCGCCAGCCAGCAGACUGCAGGGAAUGCCACGCCAGGAUCAGAGAAUGGCUUUCAUCAGAACUCAGAUUGGAUGAAGUAUGAGCAAGCUGGACUCGAUGAUGACUCGUCUUGUCCACGAUCAUGCAUGACAUAUUCAGGAUCAGAUGAAGAAAGAUCACAGGGUAGUUACAGAGAAAGUAGGAGUUCCGGAUCAGAGGACUCUGUAGGCAUUGCAUCUCCUUCAAACUUUACUACAGGGACAGACUUUCAAAGAAAGUUUUCUCAGUAUUCCUCUGUGGAAAGACUAGAUGGACCAUUUCCUUCCUCUGGAAAGGACCAAAUGGGAUAUGAGAGGUCAUUAACCGGAAAUAGAUACAACUCAUUGUUGUGCCAGAAUACCCCCAAGGUACAGUGUGUUGACAAGGCAGUCAACACUGAUGCCAGUUCAUCCAACUUCACCUGGCCACCUGACAAUACCUUUACUCUACCUAUCAUUUCUGGUAAGAUUGUCCUUCACACGCCAAAGGGGCUGAAUGGUACCAACAACCUCAAUGCACCUGUUAUGCUGCAUGCAGAGAUUCAUUCGUCUCCUUUCCAGAAUCAGCCACCUGCACUUCAGGAGAAUGACACUCAUCCAAAGCAGAGCAGUGGCGGAAAGAGAUAUCCUGAGAGAAUCUCUGACGCGAAUUCCCUGACAACUGAACCCGUUUGCUUGUCACCACACAGUACUGCAUCCAACGUAGGUGUUAACCUUCCCUCCCAUCAUAUAACCUGUUUCAAUGAUGGGUUACCUAGUCGCUCAUCAGUACGUCCGUCAAGAAAGACACCCCAUGACAUUGCAGCUGUUCCUGUACCCACCAUGGUUCAUCCAGAUCGCUUUUGUCUGCAGCCAGAAAGACUGAGCGCGCCAAUGAAUCUGGAAGAAGUCUACUGCAAUGACGAAGCAGAAAUGAAAAGCUACACUUCACUCAUGCCUUUAAGAAGAUCCUCCGAGGAGAGAGGUGCCUCGUUCCUAACCUCCCAAAGCCAUCAAUCUCCAAACGCCCCCUCGGGUGUGGAUGAUAGUGACAUCGACUACCGGAAUGAACAGAAUGGACCCUAUUUCAAGAGAUAUGUUGACGGUUUAGGUCAGUCACAAGGCAGGAAUGGCAGUGUCAACAACGGAAGCAAUAAAUCAUGUAGUUGCUGCACGAAUACUUCUUCUUCUUUGAAAUUAAAAAGUCUGAUGGUCCACAGGCAUAAAAGCCAACACAAUGAACACAUCAUGUUGAGAUGAGCCUACUUUUCAUGAGGGGGGGGGGGUGUUCUAUUGUAGAAACUCAUUGAACAGGAUAAUUGAAGAAGUGCCAAUGCAGUGCAUUCUUACUUACUUAGUUCUUACUCAUUUCAUU
Molecule: messenger RNA, 2517 nt
Organism: Strongylocentrotus purpuratus (purple sea urchin)
Lineage: Eukaryota; Metazoa; Echinodermata; Echinoidea; Camarodonta; Strongylocentrotidae
Exons: 2
Coding region: 693-2402 (569 amino acids)
Molecular function (GO): protein dimerization activity
Source: RefSeq, a predicted model, not a curated record